AUGGCUGCAACGACUGAGACAUUCUUCUCCACUCUGCAGAGCAAUCCACAUGCCUUCUUGCAACCGACUUUACCCCUCUAUACGGACUCCAUCGCAUAUCUCAAGAACAUCCUCGAUCCUCUCGCGAAAGAUGUUAGCGAAGAGCAGCAGCAGCGACUGAAGGAGGCGCGGAGGAAGCGCAAGCGGGGACAAGAUCACGAUGAAGAGGAUGUGCUGCGGUUGAAGCAGAUUCACACCGAUGGCUUUGGUGUGGAACAAGUUUGGGAACAAGCGAGGCGAGUGAUCGAUGCUGCGACACUUGAGGCGGAAAAGGCGUAUGAAGCAACUGCGGCGCAUGCCCGAGGACAGGGAAAGCCUGCGACAAAUGGGAAGUCGGUAAAGCUCGCGGACGAGGAGGAAGAGUCAGAGGAGGAUCUUGGCGAGGAAGGUGUGGAUUACGAAGUCGAGGGGAUUGACGAUGGCGAGGAGGAAUGGGAUGAUGAUGAGGACGAGGACGAGGAAGACGAGGAGAAUGCGGAUCAGGUGUUGUCGGAUGACGAAGAGGACAUUGAUAUGGAUGGCCACGACGACUUCGACGACAUUGAAGAAGACGAGGAAGAGCGUGAUGAGCCUGUCGCGGAACUGGUCCAAGACAAGUUUGGCCUCAACGAUGGCUUCUUCUCCAUCGACGACUUCAACAAGCAGUCAGAGUUCCUCGAACAGCAGGAUGCAAGAGGUGACGAUGAUGGCGCGGCAAGUGACGAGGAAGACGUCGACUGGGAUGCAGACCCUCUAGGACAAGGCGCAGUAGUAGAUGGAAAUGCCGAUGCUGGUGCUGACGAAGUCGAUGGCGACGACGAAGAGGACGGGCCUACAUUUGGCGACCCUGAUGCGCCUAGCGAAGACGAGGAAGAAGAGGUUGAUGGCGGCGAGAUGGACGGCUUGGGUGAUAUGGCCAACACAAACGACGUGAUGUACGCCGACUUCUUCGCACCUCCAGCGCAGAAGAAGAAAAAGAACAAGAAAGGCAGACCGAACCCUCACAACUUCCCGGAAGCCUCGACGAAUGGAAAACGGGAUGACGAGCCGGAUAUGCAACGAACGAUGGAAGCUGUGCAUCGCGAUCUCUUUGAUGAAUCAGAAGAGGAGGAAGAUGAGGAGAAUAAGGAAGACCUUGACCCAGCGGACCCUCGCUCGCGGCGCUCAGCCCAUGAACGCCGAAAGGCUGAAAUCGCUGCAGAGAUCCGCAAGCUAGAAGCUGCGAACGUUGCGAAGCGAGAAUGGCAGCUUUCUGGAGAGGCUCGCGCUGCAGACCGCCCUGUCAACUCCCUCCUUGAAGAGGAUCUUGAUUUCGAGCGAGCUGGAAAGCCUGUACCAGUAAUCACUGCCGAAGUCAGCGAAUCACUCGAAGAGCUCAUCAAGCGCCGCAUUCUCGACCACGACUUUCAAGACAUCAUCCGUCGACGACCAGAUGACUUGGCGACAGGUAAUGGACGAAGAGGGAAGCUAGACUUUGAGCUCGAUGAUACCAAGAGCAAAAAAGGUCUUGCCGAGGAGUAUGAAGAGGAGCAUCUCAAACGUACGGAUCCGAACUAUGUCGACGUCAAGGACGAGAAGCUUGCCCAGGAGCAGAAAGAGAUUGAGAAGCUGUGGCGAGAAGUCAGUGGACAGCUCGACAGUCUAUCGUCAUGGCACUUCCGACCCAAAGCUCCCGCUCCACAACUCGACAUCCGCGUCGACGCACCCGUCGUCACGAUGGAAGAUGCCCGUCCGAAUGCCGGAGGUGAAGUCGCCGGCGCCAGUCAACUUGCACCUCAAGAAAUCUACAAAGGCGGCGAGGCGUCCGCAGCGAACAAGCGUGAGGAAGUCGCAGGUAAGAGUGGCCUACCCUCGGCGAGGGAGGAGAUGUCGAGAGAUGAGAAGAAGCGACGCAGGCGCAGGGAGAAGGAGAGGAUCCGCAAGGCGUCGGGUAAUACUGACGGCAAGAAUGUGGAGAGCCGCGCGGCCAAGGAGAAGAAGGCUAUGUUGGGUGAUUUGAAGAAGGGUGGCGUGAAGGUCAUUGGGAAGAAGGGUGAUGUGAGGGAUGUUGAGGGGAAGGAGGUUAGGAGUGGUGAUGGGAGUGGUGGGCAGGGAGCUGCGAGGUUCAAGUUGUGA
Molecule: messenger RNA, 2133 nt
Organism: Zasmidium cellare ATCC 36951
Lineage: Eukaryota; Fungi; Ascomycota; Dothideomycetes; Mycosphaerellales; Mycosphaerellaceae
Exons: 1
Coding region: 1-2133 (710 amino acids)
Biological process (GO): rRNA processing
Cellular component (GO): small-subunit processome; sno(s)RNA-containing ribonucleoprotein complex; nucleus
Source: RefSeq, a predicted model, not a curated record